CAUAAAUCAGUGUGUAAAAGCUGAAAGGGAAAAGUAGAAAUACGACUCGAUGACUCAAAGGGAAGACGAACAUGUUUCCCCAACUGACAAGCAUGACAAAGAGACUGUUGUAAAUGUUUAAAAGACAUGGAGGAAAAACUGGGGAUUCCACGAAGGAUGGCAAGGCUAGGGUGGCCAAGACGACGAUGCCAGAGCUCCGAGCUACCGGUGACAACGUUGACUUGGGCCUGGGCUUGGGCGGUGGGCUGGCUCAUAGGGUAGAGUGGGCCGGCAUUACUGGACCGAUGAAUCACGGUUCUCGUCAGCAUAUCCUUCACAGAAAAACCAGUGGGGUCAAAUUCAAUAGAGCAAUUAUUGUCACGGGUAAACUGGCGAACAGAAAUAAGAUCAUCCGGGAGACCACGCAAGACUUGAAGAACCAAUUGUUGUUCGGAGACGGGGGCAUCUACAUCAUCCAACCAAUCCGCAAGAUUCCGGAGGGUUUGACAAUAAGCGGCAAUGGAGAGAGAACCCUUCGUGGUGGUGCGGAAUUGGUGCUCAAGUUGCAUCGCCCGGGCCGGCUUGUUGUCGUGGAAGAUGUUAUAGAUGGCUUUCCAAAGCUCGGAUGCAGAGUUGGUUGUGGAGAGAACAAGAUCACAAAUUUCAUCAUUGACCGUGGAGAGGAUCCAACCUUGUAUGAGGGCGUCAAGUUGGAACCAUUCCGAGUCAUCGGCGCUGGAGGGGGACGAUUUUCCGGUGAGAAAGUCACCGAGAGAGAACCUAUGAAUGAGAAGGAGGAAGAGUCGGCUCCACUUUUUGUAAUUGGGCUCAGAGAAGCUUAGGAGAAUCGGCACAUGGAGCUUCACGUUCGAGAUCGUCGUGAACGCCAAGUGCGGGGUUGGAGAAGAUGGCGUUGAGUCGGUCACGGAAGGCUUCUCAGACAUUGUGACCGAUGGGGGAGUUGCUCACCGUGGGGAGGG
Molecule: messenger RNA, 959 nt
Organism: Cuscuta campestris
Lineage: Eukaryota; Viridiplantae; Streptophyta; Magnoliopsida; Solanales; Convolvulaceae
Source: the annotation of a GenBank genome assembly